Molecule: messenger RNA, 13156 nt
Organism: Mobula hypostoma (lesser devil ray)
Lineage: Eukaryota; Metazoa; Chordata; Chondrichthyes; Myliobatiformes; Myliobatidae
Exons: 2
Coding region: 2525-3466 (313 amino acids)
Source: RefSeq, a predicted model, not a curated record
CUUGAAUUUCCACCAUAUGCAGAUAUGCAGAUUUCCUCGUGUUUGAGUUGUUCCCGUGUUUUGUGUGUGUUACUCUGGAUUUCCAGUAUAUGCAGAAUCUAUUGUGUUCCAGGGACACUGGCUUUUUAACAGUAUGCACCUGGCUUAUUGGUUUCUUUCAAAGAAUGUGUGGGGAAGUUCAGGUGAGGCUGCCUCUUUACAAAAAAAAACAUGCAGGAAGUAUGUCUUACUUGUGUGGCCGCACUGCAUGUUCUCUGUCACAGUAACACUACAUUCUAUAUAGAUACAGGAGAAGCAGGGGGUCAUUUGCUUGGAUUUUCAGAAGGCUUUAGAUAAGAUGCCUCACAUGAGGCUGCUUAACAAGAUAAUAUCCUAUGGCAUUACAGGAAAAUACGGGCAUGGAUAGAGGGAUGGCUGACCGGCAGGCGGAAGCAAGUGGGAAUAAAGGGGCCUUUUCUGGCUGGCUGUCAGCAACUGGUAGUGUUCCUCAGGGGUCAGUAUUGGGACCAUAACUUUUCACAUUGUUUGUCAGUGAUUCAGAUAAUGGAAUUAAUGGCUUUGUGGCAAAGUUUGCAGAUGAUAUGAAGAUAGGUGGAGGGGUAGGUAGUGCUAAGGAAGCAAUGUGAUUGCAGCAGGACUUAGACAAAUUGGAAGAAUGGGCAAAAAAGUGGCAGAUGGAAUACAGUGUUGGGAAAUGUAUGAUAAUGCAUUUUGGUAAAAGGAACAAUAGUGCAGACUGUUAUUUAAAUGGGGAGAAGGUUCAAACAUCAGAGGUGCACAGAGACUUGCAAGUCCUCGUGCAAGACUCUCAGAAGGUUAAUUUACAGGUUGAGUCUGUGGUAAAGAAAGCAAACGCAAUGCUGGUGUUUAUUUCAAAGGGUAUAGAAUAUAAAAGCAAGGAGAUAAUGAUGAGCCUUCGUAAGACACUAGUCAGUCUGCACUCCAAGUAUUGUCAGCAGAUUUGGGCCCCAUAUCUCAGAAAGGAUGUGUUGUCAUUGGAGAGAGUUCAGAGGAGGUUCACAAGGAUGAUUCCAGGAAUGGAGGGGUUAACAUAUGAGGAGGGUUUGGCAGCUUUGGGCCUGUACUCACUGGAAUUUAGAAAAAUGCAGGGGGGUAGGGGUGGUGGGGGUGGUGUCUCAUUGAAACCUACCGAAUGUUGAAAGGUCUAGAUAAGGCAGAUGUGAAGAGGAUGUUUCCUAUGGUUGGUGUGUCCAGAACUAGAGGGCACAGCCUCAAAAUUGAGGGAAGACCCUUUAGAACAGAGAUGAGGAGGAAUUUUUUUAGCCAGAGAGUAGUGAGUCUGUGGAAUGCUCAGCCAUAGAGUGUGGUGGAGGCCAAAUCCGUGGGUAUAUUUAAGGUGGAAGUUGAUUGCUUCCUGAUCGGUCAGGGCAUCAAAGGAUAUGGCUAGAAGGCACGAGUAUGGGGUUGAGUGGGAUCCGAGAUCAGCCACGAUGGAAUGGUGGAGCAGACUCAAUAGGCUGAAUGGCUGAAUUCUGCUCCUAUGUCUUAUGGCCUUCUAGACUGUUUUCCUUUUUAUUACCUCAAUGUGCUUAUUCAUGGAAUGAUCUGUCUGGAUGGCACAUACACAAAAGUUUUUCACUACAACAUGAUACUUGUGACAAUAAUAAACCAAUUCCAAUAACUGUGUCAUGGCACUGUGGAUGAAAUUAAGCUGCAUUAAGAAAAUUUGAGCCAGUGGUCAUACUCAUUCUUCUGUGUAAAAAUAAUAUAUACUUUCUCCUCUAGUCUUCCCAUAAUAUUCUGAUUCUUCACAAACAACACUGAUUCAGUGAUGCACACCUUCAACACAUACACUCUGUGGCCAUAAUAUUAGGUACACCUGUACACCUGCUCGUUAAUGCAAAUACCUAAUUAGCCAAUCAUGCGGGCAGCAACUCAAUACAUAAAAGCAUGCAGACAUGGUCAAGAGGUUCAGUUGUUGUUCAGACCAAACAUUAGAAGUGUGAUCUAAGUGACUUUGACCAUGGAAUGAUUGUUGGUGCCAGACAGAGUGGUUUGAUUAUCCCAGAAACUACUGAUCUUCUGGGAUUUCUAUGUACAACAGUCUCUAGAGUUUACACAGAAUGAUGUGAAAAUCAAAAAUACAUCCAGUGAGCAGCAAUACUGUGAGCAAAAAUGCUUUGUUAAUGAGAGAGGUCAGAGGAGAAUGGCCAGACUGGUUCAAGCAGGUAGGAAGGUGACAGUAACUCAAAUAACCACAUAUUACAACAGUGGUGUGCAGAAGAGCAUCUCUGAACACACAAUACUUCGAACCUUGAAGUGGAUGGGCUACAGCAGCAGAAGACCAUGAACAUGUGUACAGGUGGGAGUUGUGUACAGGCCACCUAACAGUAGUAGUGAGGUUGGGUUGGUAUUCAACAGGAAAUUAGAAAUGCGUGCAAUAAAGGAACAGCAGUUAUAAUGGGUGACUUCAAUCUACAUAUAGAUUGGGUGAACCAAAUUGGUAGGGGUGCUGAGGAAGAGGAUUUCUGGGAAUGUAUGCGGGAUAGUUUUCUGAACCAACAUGUCAAGAAACCAACUAGAGAGCAGGCCAGUGCUGGGACCCCAGUUGUUUACAAUAUAUAUUAAUGACUUAGAUGAGGGAAUUAAAUGCAGCAUCUCCAAGUUUGUGGAUGACACGAAGCUGGGCGGCUGUGUUAGCUGUGAGGAGGAUACUAAGAGGAUGCAGGGUGACUUGGAUAGGUUCGGUGAGUGGGCAAAUUCAUGGCAGAUGCAAUUUAAUGUGGAUAUAUGUGAGGUUAUCCACUUUGGUGGCAAGAACAGGAAAACAGAUUAUUAUCUGAAUGGUGGCCGAUUAGGAAAAGGGGAGGUGCAACGAGACCUGGGUGUCAUUGUACACCAGUCAUUGAAAGUGGGCAUGCAGGUACAGCAGGUGGUGAAAAAGGCGAAUGCUAUGCUGGCAUUUAUAGCAAGAGGAUUCGAGUACAGGAGCAGGGAGGUACUACUGCAGUUGUACAAGGCCUUGGUGAGACCACACCUGGAGUAUUGUGUGCAGUUUUGGUCCCCUAACUUGAGGAAAAACAUUCUUGCCAUAGAGGGAGUACAAAGAAGGUUCACCAGAUUGAUUCCUGGGAUGGCAGGUCUUUCAUAUGAUGAAAGACUGGAUCGACUUGUCUUAUACUCUCUGGAAUUUAGAAGAUCGAGGGGGGAUCUUAUUGAAACGUAUAAGAUCCCAAAGGGAUUGGACAGGCUAGAUGCAGGAAGAUUGUUCCCGAUGUUGGGGAAGUCCAGAACGAGGGGUCACAGUUUGAGGAUAGAGGGGAAGCCUUUUAGGGCCGAGAUUAGGAAAAACUUCUUCACACAGAGAGUGGUGAAUCUGUGGAAUUCUCUGCCACAGGAAACAGUUGAGGUCAGUUCAUUGGCUAUAUUUAAGAGGGAGUUAGAUAUGGCCCUUGUGGCUAAAGGGAUCAGGGGGUAUGGAGGGAAGGCAGGUACAGGGUUCUGAGUUGGAUGAUCAACCAUGAUCAUACUGAAUGGCGGUGCAGGCUCGAAGGGCCAAAUGGCCUACUCCUGCACCUAUUUUCUAUGUUUCUAUGUUACUAACAUACACUCAGUGGCCACUUUAUUAGAUACAGGAGGUACCUAAUAAAUUGGCCACUGAGUGUAACAGCCAAUGAAAUAUGUUGGAGCAUAAACAUUAUUUCCAGAAAGGAAGCACCCCAGCUUCCAAUUUCACAAACAUCAAUAAGGUAAAUAAAUGGUUAAUCUGCUUUUAAUGAUGUUGUUUGAGGGAUAAAUACCAAACAGGAUGCCAGCAAGAGUCUCUCGUUCUCAUCUACUGAUGCCAAAUGAUGCUUUACUUCCGCUUGAGAAGGCUGACAGGAUUUCAGCAUUAAUAUUGUGCAGUUCUCUGUUCAUGUCCUGGACAGGAGAUUGAACAUUCCACCAGAGCCAACCUUGUCUUGAUUACUGAGUAAACCCUUCAUUGAGCACUCUGCAACCCAUUUAAAAUACCUUUUACUUUCAUUUUUGAAAAACUUUUUAAAUCUCUAUAAAAUUUGAUCUUCAUAUUAACAGCGUGUGUUUGGGGAGUUUAUCGGGGAGAGCUUUAAAUGUAGAAUUUAACCUUUCAUUCUACUCUCUUGCUACCCUGUUUUACUGGAAAAUAACUUUCUGAAACUGAAGCAUGGUUUAUGCCUUACCAUGCACUCUCACCUCUUUCUUCAUCCAACCAUACUCACUUAAUUAUAUAUUCCUUCCUCCUUCACUCAUUUAGCUGGCCGUGAACAGAUUUCUAUGGAAGGAUCUCCAACGUUCUGCUUACUAAGUUAUUUCUUGAGUUUUUUUCAUAGUAUAGAUAGUGCUUUAUUCCAAAGCAAGUGUUCUUUCAAGUAUAUUUGUAAUUCUCGUGUGUGUUUUGCAGCCGUUUCUCUGCAGAGUUGACAUAUUAUAAUGAUACACUUUACCAGUAUAGUUUGACAUUUUUAGCAGUUGUUCAUCCAGUAUAUUUUGGUCUUUUCCUCAGAAUUCUUCAAUGUUUUUCAAUUAUGUUUAUUUGAUAUUUUUCCCAGGUUAUUUUUUUAUUCUUUUUCUCUCUAGUGAAUUUUGUGUCAUAUUCUCCAAGAGUACUUUGUUGUUUUUUGUACUUUUUCACUUAUGUCAGUGUUCUUAAAAGUAUAUUUUUGACCAGUGUGCUUUGGUGAGCAUUCCUUAAACAUUCCAUUUUGUUCUUUUGCCCAAUCCAUUUGUGUGUGUUGCUUAAUAUGUUGUUGAGUUACCAGUGCAGGGUUUUCUUAAGCAGUGUGCUCAGGCAGAAUUUAUUUAUGCAUCACAGCCUUUUGGCACAGCGUCAAGUGCAUUUUGUUCCUUUCUCUGGUACACAUUGGUGUUUUAUCCAUCCUGUAUUUACCAGUAUAUUUUGAUGUUUCAAUGGGGUAUUUUGUUGUUUCUCCAAAGGUAUUUUGGUUCUUAUCCAGAUCCUCACUCAUCCCACCAAUUCAAGUUUUGAGAGCUGUUUCGGUUAAGCAUUUAUGGUGCAUAAGUUUUUAUUUGACGAUAUAUGAUGCUGAUUGCUGCAGUUUUGUGAGCUUAUCUUACAUGUUAUUUGCUGGUAUAUUUUGAUAUCUUGAUUAUUUUACUUGGCUGCAUUUUUAGGAUUUCUCUUGAUCUUUUGUGAAUACCUAUCUUUGUGGGGAUGAUGGCACAUUCUGGAGAGAGCACUUCUACAUCCAAUCAGUUUUUCUAUGGCUUGCUAUUUAUUCAGCCUGUGGUCUAGAGAUUGGUGGUGUGUUUUUGGGCCGAUCAAGCGAUCUGGGGCUUUGCUGUCUCCAAGAAGACUCCACAAGCGAGUGGUCUCAAGGUCAAGAAGCUUAGAGAUAGAGUGCAAGCCCAUGAUUAUUUCCAUUUCUCGCCAAUCAAAACAUCAAGAAAGAUUGAAAACGUCGAGGUGAGUGCAGAAGGCGGGCGAGUGUUCAGCACGUCUACCAGCCUCUUCACUGCUGCUGGAGGAAAGUGUCUGCUUUUGAUUGUCUGUCUCUCCCUCCCACUUGCUGCUUACAAGGGAAGGCCCCUGUGUUCGAAUGGUCUCUCUCCCUCGAUGCUGUCAGAAGAUGAUACCAAAGUUCUGGGUCUGCAGUUUGAAGAUUGUCCUGUAAUUCUGGUCACUUCUUUUUCUGUUGCUAUUUUGGGUGACUUUCAAUUAGGACAGCUUGCAGAUAAUGAACACUGAGCUGAACUGAAUAUGGACUCUUUUGAUUUUGUGUUUUAUAUUCUGUGCUUUUGCUUGUUCUUUCUUGUUGCCGUUUGCACGAUUUAAUUUUGCACUUGGGUGGGGUUUCAUGUUCUUGUCAUUUGCGCAAUUUGUUUUUGCACAGGGGGUUUGAUGUUCUUGUUGUCAUUUGCACGAUUUGCUUUUGCACUUGCAGGGGUUUGAUGUUCUCGUUGCUGUUUGCGCGAUUUGUUUUUUUGCACAUGGGGUUCCAUGGUUUUCUUUGUUUUGCGGCUGUCUGUGGGAAGAUGAAUCUCAGGGUUGUGUGCUUCAUACAUACUUCGAUAAUAAAUGUACUUUGAAUGCUUUUGAAUCGUUUGAAUGUAAGCAUUUCUAAAUAUAUAAAUAUUAGAGAUAUCAUGCAGUUGCCAAAGUUGGAUACAGCAACCACACUGCUAGAUACAGAGGGUCAUUACCCAGGUUUGUACCCAGGUCAGGAGAACAUGGGCAUAUGAGUGGUGGUAUCCACAGGGCAGCAACUCCCAGUGAAAGGAUCAAACUCAUGCCAUCUGGCCCAUUAACUCUACUCUCUUUUCACUAACUAAAAAAAAUGUUGGAAACACUCAGCAGAUCAGGCAGCAUCUGUGCAAAGGAAAACAGAGUUAACAUUUCAGAUUGAAAACCUUUGUCAAACUAGUAUUUUCUGAUUUUAUUUCAGAUCUUCAGCAUCUAUAUUGUCUUUUUUUAAAUUCUUUCUCUCCACUGAUGUUGUCUGCUGAUAUUUCGGGUGUUUUCUCAUUUUAUACUAUACAGGUUCUAUCUGCCAGCAUUUGGGUCCAAUGCAUCUCAGGGAGUGAAAUAAACUGGGGGGGAGGUGUUGGUGGGUGCAAGGCUAUGUAUUAGAGGAGCAAGGAGAUCCUGGAAGACAGUAGCUUGGAAAAGGUUACAAAUGCUUUGAGCUGAAAAUGUCAAGGAAGUAAUGCCCUGCUUAAUAGUGCCACACUGGAAAUUCACGUCAGUAAGCUAGCCACUUUGAGAUGCAAAAGACAGAACAGCUCUUGAUAUCUUCCAUGUAUCCAAGAAACAAUGGCAUCUCUCCCUUUAACAGACACAAAUUGCUGGAGAUCUCAGCAGGCCAGGCAGCAUCCAUGGAAAAGAGUAAACAGUCGAUGAAGAGUUUCGGCCCGGAACAUCGACUGUUUACUCUUUCCCAUAAAUGUCGCCUGGCCUGCUGAGUUUCUUCAGCAUUUUUGUGUGUGUGUUGCUUGGUUUCCAGCAUCUACAUAUUUUCUCUUGUUUGUGAUUGCAUCUCUCCUUUCUAGCACUUGGAUACAAAUGACAUUUUGACCUCCAUUCUUGUGAACAUUUGCAAGUUAUGCUCCCUUACUCACAUGUAUGAAGUUCAGAGUUGCAGUUUAGUCCUAUACUCUAAAUGAGAAUGGGCUCAAAUUCAAUGCUACUGUGAAAUUCAUUUUACUCCUGUUUUCCUCCAGCAAUGAUAUAGUAUAAAUGUUUAUGUAUCAUGUGAUCUUGCAGCAUGUUCUGGGCAGUGGAGUAAUUCCGAAAUGCGGCAGCUAUUGUAAUGUAGUCAACACAGUAGUAAUUUUGCAUAGGUUAAGCUUCCUCAAAAUGAAUGUAAUACUGAGCAGAUAACCAGCCUUAAGGAUAAUUAUUGAACAGGGCAACUUUCAAAAGAGUGCCCUGAUUUCUCAUUGCACUUGUGAGGGAUAGGUGGAUCCUUGGUUUAACAGUACUUCAAAUACUGCAGUUAGUAUUAGACUACAAACUUGAGUUCAAAUUUCUAAUCAGGAUGAGGGAACAUAUCAUUCCUGUCCUAACUACUCUGCAUUGGCUUCCUGUAUCUUUUAAAAUUGAUUUUAAAGUUCUCUUGUUUAUAAAGCUCUCAAUGGUCUGGGACUGGAGUACAUCACAAAAUCACUUUCAUUUUAUAAUCCCGCUCGAGCUCCCAUGCCUUCUUCCGUCGGUCUCUUAAAUUUAAAUGACUCCCACAAAAGAUAAUUGGCAAGUCAGUUUAUUGAACUACCCCCCUAAACUGUGGGAUUCAAUACAUGAAACUAUAAGGGGUGCAGACUCAGUUAACACUUUUAAACACCAGCUCAAAACCUAUUUACUCAAUCUUGCUUUUAACUAGCAUCUUUUUGUCUUUUAUUUUCAUGUUUACACGUUAUCCCGUUGUAAAGCACUUUGAACUACAUCGCCUGUUUGAAAAGUGCUCCGUAAAUAAGUUAUUACUAUUAUUUUUAUAUCUCUGGAGGGAGAUAAACCCAUAACCACCCGAUAAUCUACAAAAUCUUUGGUGUAAAAGGCUAUUUGAAAAGAGUGAUUUACACUGUCCUGUCAAAAACAUUUAGAGGAGUGUCAUUUUGACCACUGGGCAUGAAGCUUUGAAAAGGGAUCAUCCAACAUGAAAAAAAAAUUCGACAGACCUUUGAGAGAAAGAAUCAGAAAAUGCAGCAGUGCAGAUUAUAAUUUUCUUAUUGAAUGUUUCACAAAGGCAUUGCCCUUUUAAGAAAGGAACUAAAAUUGUCCUCGCAUGAACCAUGCAAAGAAUGUGUUUGUGCAAUAUUCUCAUCUGAUAUUUUGUUGGAGGGAUUAACCCAUUAAGAAUUCCACAAUAGCCACAGACUAACUGCUUGACUAUGGUCCUUGGCUCAGAAAUGUUUAAUACUUCAUAAUUAUGUUUUAUUUAUAUUAUAAUCAUGUAAAAUGUAACUCAGCAUUGUUUAUUUUUCGUGGCAGCCUUACAGGAAAUACGCAAAGUAACAAAAAAAUCUGGAGCAUGUUCAAAGUUGAAGGAAUCAGUGACCCCAACAAAAGUGGCUGUCACAGGGUUAUGAAGAAAAGGGAUGUCAUAUCCAAGCCCAUUCGUCUCCAUUCAGGUGAAAUUAGAAGGAAAUCAGAUAAGGCUGGAAACUGCAAGGGAGGCAUGAGAAACAUAAAUGUACAGCAGACUGCUGUGUCUGAAAAUAGAAGACACAGACUUUAACAACGGUUCUACUUUUGAAACAUGAACCUAUCGUUUCUCUCUACAAACACAGACAGACGUGCUGCAUUUUAUCUUUUAUUUCUGUUCCUGUUUUUGCAAACUCAUUCAGGUUACAACAGUAAUGUCACACUCUUGUUCUUCCCAACACUGUUUCUUUUUUACCUUUAGAUUUCCCCUUUUAUAUCUUUUCUUUUACUUUUUUCCUGCCUCAUUCUUGAAUCCACAGCUUUCUCCAUCUCAUUUCACCCUUUGUUAUUUUAUUUUCCUCGACUUGACUCAGGUUUGCUAUGUGCCUACUUGUUCCCUGUACCCCAUACUUGCAUCCUAUUCCUCAGCCUUGCGGUCUUUCUUCCCAACUGUAUGAAUCCUGUAAUGCCUAACGAUGACAGCAGAUAGUUUAUGUUUGCUGAUGGGCAAAUUAUGCACUUCUAUGUUCUACAUUGAAAUUUUCUAUGAAUCUUUAAAUUCUAAAAUUGUGAUUGUUUUAAAAAGUAAGGUUCACAAAGAGCUGGCUAGGCUAAAAUGUAACAGAGCCAAUGCUUUAACAUGGAGUUCAGUUGGUGGAGAACUAAUAAUCAAUUUCAGUUUCACUACUAAAACUAUUGCUAAACUUGUUUCCAAUAUUUACAUCAAAUUAAUGUUCAUAUUCAGAAGUUACCAGUGGAUAAACCCUGCUACUCAGCUAAUGUGGGCACCAAAUAUGUAUUUAAUUCUGAAUUAUAUAGUACUUUAAUAAUAAUAACUUUAUUUAUAGAGCACUUUUCAUACAGUGAUGUAGUUCUGAAUUCUUUCUUCUCUGACUUCUGGUGUGGCUGCAAUAAACAAAUGGAUGAGCAAUAAUUUCCCAAAACUAAAUGAAGAUAAAACUGAAAUACUUUUGGUUGGUCUCAAAGCCAAAAGAGAUAAACUUCUGGAUAAACUUGAGAACUUGGCUCCCCUUAUAAAAUCAGAAGUAACUAGUUUGGGUAUUAUCCUCAAUUCAAGAUUUGAAUUUUAAAUCUCACAUAAAGAAAGUGACCAGAGCUGCAUUUCUACACUUAAGAAAUAUUGCAAAGGUAUGUUUGUUUCUGUCAUAUAGUGAUGCUGAAACUAAUUCACCCCUUUAUAUCAAAUAGACUAGAUUACUGCAAUGCACUUUUUACUGGACUUCCCAAUCAAUCUAUAACCAAACUUCAACUCAUUCAGAAUGCUGCUGCUAGAUUUUAACCAAAACCAGGAUGAGGGAACAUCUCACUCUCAUAAUAGCUACUCUGCAUUGGCUUCCUGUAUCUUUUAGAAUGGACUUUAAAGUUCUCUUACUUGCUUUUAAAGUUCUCAAUGAUCUGGGACCAGAGUACAUCACAGAAUUACUUUCAUCUUAUAAUCCUGCUCGAGCUCUCAGGUCUUCCUCCACCAAUCUCUUAAAUUUAAACAACACCUUCAAAAGAUAAUUGACUGAUCAGCUUUUUGAAACUACGCUCUUAAACUGUGGAACUCAACAUCUAAAACUAUAAGGGAUGCAGACUCAGUUGCUCAAAACCUAUUUAUUUAGCCUUGCUUUUAACUAACAUUUUUUGUCUUUCAUUUUUAUUAUCAUUUUAGUUUAUUUUCAUAGUUAUACUUUUAUCCCAUUGUAAAGUGCUUUGAACUACAUAUUUAUACUUUAACCUCUAACUUUAUUUUUAUAUAAUUCUUUAUAAUAGUUGAAUAUUGUAUUUUGUCGCAUGUUGUGCCAACAAACACACCACACUGCAAAUUCCUCAUACGUGUAAACUUAUAUCAUAAAGUUGAUCCUUGAUCCUUUAUCCUUAAGGUAAAUGCCAUUUUUUUUUGUUUGGGUAUACAGUAAGUCUUUGGUAAUGAAGAUGUCACAAACUGACGGUGGUAGAAACAAAUGGUCGAGGUAAGUGCAAGGAUGUAUCAGUGAGAAGGGAUCCUCAGCAAAUUCUCUAUUGGCCAAGAUUAAUCCCUGAAUGAUAGAACAAUUUUGGAGACGGAGAGCUCCUGGUUUCACUGCAAUGAUCAUCAUUGUGAUCUGGGCAUUUGCAGGGAAGAAGUUGUCUUUGUUUUUACAUCCCAGAGGAAGAGCUGCCAAUCCGUCUCUUGGAUCUAGUUCAACCACAGUCCACUGAUUGACUUUGAACCAUAUUGAUUACCAGGAGGUUUCCCACGUCUAUUUCUGCUGGUUCAACUGUAUCAUCUUACUUUCAGUUUUUGCAUCAUCACUGAAUUAUACAUCACUGACACAUGCCAUUUGGUCCAAUUGCUCUGCAUAUAGACAUAGUAAGUUCUUACUUUGCCUCUGUUACAGUUCUUCCCUUACUGAGGUCCACCUUUAACUCUCCCACCACAUCUCCUCCCCAGUUCUGAUCUUAUCUUCAGCCACCCCUGUUAGCACUCUCAUUAGUGCCAGAACCAUGGCUGAUCUGUCUGAAGAUAUUAGCUGGUAAGUGAAUAAACCACCUGAAGAGUGGCUGGUGCUAGUGGAAAUAUCAACAGUUUCAGAAGAGUGCAUGUUAGAGGUGACGAGCUACAAGUGUAAGGACUUUCUACAGGGGCACAAUUGAGAGCAUCCUGACUGGCUGCAUCACUGCCUGGUAUGGGAACUGUAUCUCCCUUAAGCGCAGGACUCUGCAGAGAGCGGUAUGGACAGCCCAAAGGAUCAUUAGGGACCCGAGUCACUCCAACCACAAACUGUUCUGGCUGCUACCGUCCGGGAAAUGGUACCACAGCAUAAAAUCCAGGACCAACAGGCUCCGGGACAGCUUCUUCCACCAGGCCAUCAGACUGAUUAACUCACACUGAUUUGAGUGUAUUUCUAUACAAUAUUGACUGUUCUGUUGUACAUACUAAUUAUUGCAAAUCACUAUAAAUUGCACAUUGCACAUUUAAAAGGAGACGUAGUGUAAAGAUUUUUACUCCUCAUGUAUGUGAAGGACGUAAGAAACCAAGUCAAUUCAAUUCAAUUUAAAAAUCAUCCAUAGUGGUCUACAUUUAGAGCAAUAACUAUGACUCUGAGGAUUCCCUAAAGGUCAUCUUGCAAGUUGAGUCAGUAGUAAGGAAAGCAAAUGCUUUCCUCAGAGCAUAAAAGCAAGGAUGCAAUGCUGAGGCUUUAUAAGGCAUUGGUCAGGUCACUUUUGGGGUACUGAGAGCAGUUUUAGGCCCAGUAUCUAUGAAAGGAUAUGCUGGCAUUGGAGAAGAUCCAGAGGAACUUCACAAGAAUUAUCCUAAGAAUGAAAGGAUUAAUGUAUAAAGAGCAUUUGGUGACUCUGGCCCCAUACUCACUGGAAUCUAAAAGAAUGAGGGGAGAUCUCAUUGAAACCUAGAGAAUAUCGAAAGACCUAGCCAUAGUGGACGUGGAGUAGAUGUUUCAAUAGUGGGACAGAGACUGAGAGGGCACAGCCUCAGAAUAGAAAGACGUUCUUUUAGAAUAUAGAUGAGGAGGAAUUUCUUUAGCCAGAAGGUGAAUGCAUUGCCACAGAUGGUUAAGAAAGCCAAGUGAUUGGGUAUAUUUAAAGCAGUGGUUGAUAGGUUCUUGAUUAGUGAAAUGUUAUAAAGGUUGACCGGGAGAAGGCACGAAAAUGAGGUUUAAAGGAAAAAUAAAUCAGCCAUAAUUGGAUGGUGGAGAAGACUCAAUGAGCUGUUUGGCAAAAUUCUGCUCCUAUGAAUUAUGGUAUUAUGGAAUCUCAAAGUUAUCAACAGUCAGUUCGAGCAGCAUGAUUCAGUUGGUCAAGCGGCAUCUGGGUGAAGGGGAGGCGUGAAGGAAUUGUCGACACUGUGGGUUGAAAUCCUGUAUCAGGACUGAGAGAGGAGAGAGGAGAGGCUCAGAAUAAAGAUGAAAGCAGGAGAAGUAGGACAGAGGCCUAAGGUGAAUGGUGGAUUGAGGAUUAGUGCUGCAGUAAAAUUGGAAAGACACAGGGAAAAAAUAAGGUAUCAGACAGGGAGCAUGGAGUUUGGAUAUCGGUUCGAAGAGAUGACCACAGUUGGUUUAAGGACAGUGUUUAGAAGAGAUUUAACAAGAGGCUGAGGUUCAACAAAGCAGUCCCUGAAUCAGUAAUGGCCAAUGACUACAUGACGGAGGACAGCCAAUGAUGAUUGAUGUAGUAACUCAAUGCUCAAAGUUCAAAGCAAGUUUAUUAUCAAAGUACAUAUACGUCACCAUAUACAACCCUGAGCUAUGUUUUCUUGUGGGUAUACUCAACAAGUUAAUGGAAUAAUAACCAUGACAGAAUCAAUGUAAGACCACCCAAAUAAGCUGUUCAACCAGCGUGCAGUAGACAACAAACUGUGCAAAUGCAAAAAGGAGAAACAAUAAUAUAAAUAAAUAAGCAAUGAAUAUCAAGAACAUGAGGUGAAGAGUCCCUGAAAGUGAGUGGAACACCUCAAUGAAGGGGCAAGUGAAACUGAAUGAAGCCAUCCCACCUAGCGCAAGAACGUGACUGUUGAGGGGCAGCAACUACUUCUGAACCUGGCAGCGUGACCCCAAGGUCCCUGCACCCCUC